Messenger RNA from Heterocephalus glaber (naked mole-rat), 3054 nucleotides. Its product is annotated as glutathione peroxidase 6. Lineage: Eukaryota; Metazoa; Chordata; Mammalia; Rodentia; Bathyergidae. Gene Ontology annotation, biological process: response to oxidative stress. The record is from RefSeq and is a predicted model, not a curated record. Gene Ontology annotation, molecular function: glutathione peroxidase activity.
UGCGCACUCCGAGUUUAGCCAUGCGCCCUGUUUUCUCCGCCGCAGGCCUCGGCCUCCUCCCGCUGUUCCUGCUGGGCCUCGCGCAGGAGAUGAAGACGGAUUGCAACAAAGCUGUGCCAGGCACCAUUUAUGAGUACGGAGCCCUGACCCUCACCGGCGAGGAAUAUGUCCAGUUCACGAAGUACUCGGGCAAGCAUGUCCUCUUCGUCAACGUGGCCACCUAUUGUGGCCUGACCGCCCAGUACCCUGAACUGAAUGCACUGCAGGAGGAGCUGCGAAGUUUGGGUGUUGUUGUAUUGGGCUUUCCUUGUAACCAGUUUGGAAGACAGGAACCAGGAAAGAACUCGGAGAUCCUCUCUGGGCUCAAAUAUGUGCGUCCAGGUGGUGGCUUUGUCCCCAAUUUCCAGCUCUUUGAGAAAGGGGAUGUGAAUGGAGAAAACGAACAGAAGAUCUUCACCUUUCUGAAGAACUCCUGCCCUCCAACCUCUGAACUUUUGGGGUCACCAGGGCUGCUCUUCUGGGAGCCCAUGAAGGUCCACGACAUCCGCUGGAACUUCGAGAAGUUCCUGGUGGGGCCGGACGGAAUCCCUGUCAUGCGCUGGUUCCACAAGGCUCCAGUCAGCACGGUGAAGUCCGACAUCCUCGAGUACCUGAAGCGGCUCCACGCCCAGUAGGGAGGGCAGCCACGGCGGAAGCGGCCCUCCUGCCUCCCCACGCGAGCACAAGUCUAAGCAAGGCCACCUUUGCUCCCCAUGCUUCCUGCCAGUCCAUAUCACCAGAGCCUCUGCAUGUGCGAGCCGCCGACCGGACACAUGUAGGCGUGUGUGUGUGUGUGUGUGUGUGUGUGUGUGUGUGUGUGUGUGUGUUGGAGGAUCGAGGGAACAAAACACCUACGCAAACCUGAUCCCGAGGUACCGAGUUUCUCCCAAUCACCUUUUAGGGUAAUGCAGACCCCCCAGUAUGUCUGAAGAAGCAAGCCUGGAAGUUGUGUGGGUGAACCUCCCCGGACCCGAGCGGAAGGGAGGCAGGGCCCGGCUCUCUGGGGCCUGCCCAGCGCCCCCCGCGGCAGGGCCCUGAGCAGAGCGCAGAGGCCCCUCCUCGGAGGGAGGGCGGCCUGACGGCCCGGCCCGGGGCUCCGGACCCUAGGUGCAUUCGGGUCUCGGCCGGCAGGGAAGUCCCUCCAUUCCGAAUGCCGGCGUUCUCACCGCCUGAGUCCCCGCUCCGAGCCAGUUCCUGCCACCGGCUCUCAGUCGAAGGAAACUUCUACAGCAAGGGGCUCCACACCCGUGCCCGGCACCCGCCCUGCCAGUCAGAGCUCCCCCUUCAUGAGGUCUCUGCUCCCUCACCUCGCCCUGCUCUUCUGUAUUUUGCUUUCCCCCACAGCGCUCUAGAACUUUCCUUGUCACAUCCAAAAGCAGCAGGGUUACCGGUAGCAACAACAAAAAGCAUAACAAAAACUUCUCCUGUUUAGAGGUCAGCCCGGGCCAUUUAUAAUCCAGUCUUCCAGGACAGACUCAGAUUUCAGAAAAUCGGACACUAAGAAGACUGGGUGAGGGAGUAAAGCAGCUAUUUUUCCCGUAACAAAUUGUUUUGACACAGGCGCUUGCACUUUGAGCUUGGCACGUGCGGUGGGGUGUACCCGACAGCAGCGCCUCACGUUGCGGGCUCGCGUCCUGCUGUCUGCCGAACAGACAUGAAGACCACAGACCGCACCAGAAAGUUCCUAAGUGCCAGGCACACGAGACAUAGAACGUACUUAGAUGUUUCGUUUCCUUGAAGUCAGAAUCUAGUAAGGAAGAAUGGGUUUUAGAAAUCUGGCCGCCGCGGCCCGAAACCAGGCUCGAGACCCCACGAGUCCGCCCCGCCGUCGCGGGUGGCGAGAGGAGUUUGACUUGGAGCCCCUUCUCCAUCCUGACCGGUCCCCGGGAGGCUCCAGCUCUGCUAACGGAGGAGGCGCCCCCGGGGACGGGCGGGGACGUGGGCAGGAGCUGCCUGGUGGGAGCCGCCCGGGUCCGGGGGCUGGAGGGAGCUCGAGGGCGCGGGUUCUGAGGGCGGCCGCGACCCCGGGUGCUGCGAACUGCCGGUUUCACCCAGUCGAAUGCACGGGACAGGCCCUUUCCUUCCGCGCCAGCACCGUGAGGCCGGGCGUAGCUGUCCUGGUUCCGCCGGCGGGCCCUUCUGGGUUCCCGUUGUUUUGUGUUGGGCCCUUCUGGUCUUCCCACUGAUCUCCCCAGAUUUACAACAGGACUAUGCUCACCGCUAGAUUCAUUACAACUUGCUCGGGCUCUUUUUGAAAAAAAAAAUAGAUUGGUGGGGUGAUAAUUCAAAUGCAAAAUCCUGCCAAAGCAUAAUGCACCGAACUGCUUCGAUCAAUUUUCACAUUCUUUUUGCAUUAAAAUGUUUGUAAACAGCCAGAAUGUGCUCAGUUUAAAGCACCAAGACCUGUAUGACCCGCCUAGACCCCAACAAUCCCCAGCUAUAACUGAUUCCAUAAACAGGCAAUUCAUGCUCCACUGCUAGCUACAGAGGGACAUCAGCCUCCACGAAGUCUGCCGGGCUGGGCCAGGGAAACGCUCCAACGCUGACCUGCACCCGGGCCCCGUGUUUGCCAUCUUGAAAAGGACACUGCCCAUGCUAAUCCUCUUAAGGAAAGAAUUGGAAGACCCUACUCACGAUAAUUAACCGGAAGCUAAAACACCUGCCCUGAGUACCCCAGACAGGACGGCAUCCUGAGAAACCGUGGGAGACUGCACCACACAUCCACGGAAACCCAACUGCAUCCCGGGGUCUCCAGGACUCCUUUGCGUCUCCCAUUCGUCCAUCCAAUAGUUCAACACACAUUCACUGCCUAUCUCUUAUGUGCCAGGCAUAUUUCCAAAGGCAGGAGACACAGCAGGGAGCAAAGCUAGCAAAAACCACUGUUGUAGUGAACCUUACUUUACAAUAAAUAAAUAAAAGAAGAAAGAAAGGAAUGUGUGCAAUAAGUAAAUUUACCAGAUCCUGAUGAACUCUGUGAAGAAAAAUAAAGCAAGGAAAGAGUAAAGGGAGCAUACA